AUGUUAUCUGUUGAAAAUGCGUACAAAAAUUCGAGCGGCAGCGGAGGCGGAGGUGGAACAUUGUCAAAAUUGAAAUUGCCAAUACCAGCGCUGGCUACGAAAACCAUGGAUCUCUUACCCGUUGUGGAGAAUAAACGAAAAUUUAGCUUUCCCGUUGCACUGCAUUCGUCAUCGCUGUUGGGCGAUGUCAAUACUUUGUCGGCUCGACGUCGAUUUAGCAAUGUUAGCGACGUUGUUACCCGGAAAUUGUCCAGCACGAUCGGAUGGAAGCUACCGUCAGCGGUACCAACUCAAGAUUUGGUAACACAGGGUAAAUGUCUAUGUGGGCAAUACAUUCGCAAUCGAUUGAAACGAACCGGUUUGUUUACAAAGAAAUUAGGCUUGCAACGACUUCGAAGCAUCAUCGGCACACCAUCGGCACAUAUCGUACGCGAAGUAUUCCCAGCAUUGAACUAUGUUGGCGAAGAAUUGGAACGAAUGCACCCAACGCUGUAUACAAAUGUCACAAGACAAAUCACUCGACCGUCGAGCAGUGAUUUACAAACAGCCGACACAGCACCAGCGAUCUUAAGCGCUGUGGCCCGCGAUCUGUUUCGUAGUGAUAUUACAUGGGGCAAGGUUGUGGCGUUAUUUGCGAUUGUUGGUGGCUUGGCCGUUGAUUGUGUGCGGCAAGAUCAUCCGGAAUAUCUGCCGAAGUUGGUUGAAGGCAUCGCCGAUGUUGUCGAAGACGAACUGGCCACAUGGAUAAAUGAAAAUGGCGGUUGGGGUGGUCUAACGACGCAUACAAAUCCGGAGAAAACGAAUUUCUCGUAUAUGGGAUGUGCUGCGUUGGUGUUUGGCUGUAUAUUUGGCAUCAUCAUCUUGUAUUUCACCCUUCGAUUUCUUGGUUAUCAAUUAAUUUCGUGCUUGAUUUGGGUGCACAUAUUCGAAUGUUAUAGCUAUAAUUUGUUUGCUGUUUACUUUGGGUUUAUUUUUUGCAUGCUGCCACUGGAACAAGAGCCCAGUAUCGAAAACAAUGACGAUACACAACAAACAAUCGAUUACGAUUCCACCGACGAACUAUUGUUGCCGUGGAAGAAAGUGAAAAGUUUAAGUUUUAUUCAAAACAAUCGUGAGCAAUUAGUGACUUUACAGGCCAAAUGCUUGUGCUGUCAAUAUGUGCGAGCUCGGUUGAAACGUGCCGGGAUUCUGAAUCGCAAAGUGUUGCAACGGCUGCGUUAUUUCUUAGACACACCAACAUCGUUCGAUGUGCACGAAGUAUUCCCGGCACUGAACACGAUGUGCGAAGAACUGGAACGAAUGCAUCCGAGAGUGUAUAUGAAUAUAUCGCGUCAUUUGUCACGGGCACCAUUCGGUGAACUUGAAGAGGCACACACUGCACCCUAUCUAUUGAAUGCUGUGGCAAAGGAUCUGUUUAAGAGUGGCAUCAAUUGGGCGAAAAUUGUGUCCAUAUUCACGGUGUCGGGUGGAUUAGCGGUUGAUAUUGUGCGUCAAGGUCAUUAUGAUUAUUUGCCACGGCUCAUCGAAAGCACCGGUGAUAUUGUCGAAGAUGAUCUUGUGCCAUGGCUACUCGACAACGGCGGAUGGUCAGGACUGCUGGAACACAUACGACCCACAUACUAUUAUUUCGAUCGACAAUUCACACCAUCUCAGUGGCUCACCAUUGCCACAUCAGCUCUAUUUAUUUUUUAUGUUAUCACAUUCAUCGUUCGGUUAAUGCUUUCGAUGCCCAGCUCAUGAUAGACGCGAUAUGGAUCGAUGCGAUGAUAUUGUUGCGCAAUAUAUACACACAUACCAUAGUAAAAUACAUCACGUGUCGGCCACGAGUACUAUCUAUUUAUCUAUUUGUUGCUUAGA
This is a messenger RNA of Sitodiplosis mosellana (orange wheat blossom midge), 1857 nucleotides long. RefSeq lists its product as uncharacterized. The transcript has 7 exons. Gene Ontology annotation, biological process: regulation of apoptotic process; extrinsic apoptotic signaling pathway in absence of ligand; intrinsic apoptotic signaling pathway in response to DNA damage. NCBI's taxonomy places the organism in Eukaryota, Metazoa, Arthropoda, Insecta, Diptera, Cecidomyiidae. Gene Ontology annotation, molecular function: protein heterodimerization activity; protein homodimerization activity. Bases 1 to 1740 code for a protein of 579 amino acids. Gene Ontology annotation, cellular component: mitochondrial outer membrane. The record is from RefSeq and is a predicted model, not a curated record.